Phyllopteryx taeniolatus (common seadragon) is the source of this 5696-nucleotide messenger RNA. RefSeq names its product potassium voltage-gated channel subfamily A regulatory beta subunit 1a (gene kcnab1a). Gene Ontology annotation, molecular function: transmembrane transporter binding; potassium channel regulator activity; voltage-gated potassium channel activity. Bases 1064 to 2257 code for a protein of 397 amino acids. Gene Ontology annotation, cellular component: juxtaparanode region of axon; extrinsic component of cytoplasmic side of plasma membrane; membrane. NCBI's taxonomy places the organism in Eukaryota, Metazoa, Chordata, Actinopteri, Syngnathiformes, Syngnathidae. The transcript has 14 exons. The record is from RefSeq and is a predicted model, not a curated record. Gene Ontology annotation, biological process: negative regulation of delayed rectifier potassium channel activity; potassium ion transport; transmembrane transport.
CUCUUUGUACUUGGGAAAAAAUAAAAAAGAGCGCAGGGAGUGCAGCAAGCAAGAAUUAAGAUAAAUGCAUGUUAGUUAGAGUGACUAUUAGAGCCAAGAAUUAGGACACGAUUGCUAUGGAGAAAACGUGAGGGAUUGUUUGAAAGCUGUGGGGCAGUUGACAAAAAGUCACCAAGCCUUGUGAGUGAGACUGGUGCAGUGGGAGCUGAAGAGAAAACAGACAGAGAGUGGGAGUGGGAGGUGUAUGCUGUAAUGAAAACCUCCCACCUUCGCUGAAGGUGCGCUGUUGAUGGCGCCUCUGAGGAAAACAAGAACCAGAGGGAGUGCUGGAAGGGCAACAUCCGAAUCUGGUGCAGGUUUUAGGGACAGUGGGAGGUGAUCAAGCGGACAGGGAUCCACCGUUUGAAGAUUCUGAGUAAGGAAGAAGAAGAAGAAGAAGAAAAAGAAGUGAGUGCGAAAAGUGCUGAUGGCACAUAUGUAACUGUGCACCCUGGGAGGACCACAGCGUGACUCCCCCAACCCCAUCUUGUUUCCUCUUUCCUCUCUGACCCUCUCCGCUCCACCCUCCUCCUCCUCCCUCACCAACGCUCUCCACAGUCAGAGCAGCGAGAGUGCUGCAUCUCUUCCUCUCUCUCACUCUCUCUUCCUUCCAUCGCUCCCUCCAACUCCUCUGAUUGUCAUUCUGCAGCUGGAAGCGGCAUUAGAAGCAUCAGACUGGAGAAGAGAAAGUCCAUCGAGGGAAUAACUUGGAGAUUGCUCAGUAAGCAACCAAGAAAUGCAGUCUUCAAGGCUUUUGAUUGCUGACCGUUCCAUUUCUUUUCCUCCUACAAAGAAAGACUUGAUAUGAGAGCAUUAGAAAAGAGCAAAAGCUUUGUAUUGCUUCACAGAGAAAUGUGAUGCGCAUGGAGACGCAGCAACCGGAAACUCCAUCAGUCUCCUGCAAAACUUAAGCCUGAACACCCGCACUUCCUCCAAAAGAAGCCGGGGAUUCAAGAGAGUCUGAUCUUACCCAUCUGUACAUUUUCCUACUGACCCCCCUCUUCUCCUUGCUGGAAGCUCAGUCAUGCAGGUGUCCAUCGCCUGCACAGACCACAACCUGAAGAGGGGCAAUGGGGACCACAGCAAGCAGAGCGCCACCAGCCCCAGUGUGGUCAACCAAGCCAGGGCCAAGUUCCGCACGGUGGCCAUCAUCGCUCGCAGCUUUGGCUCCUUCACUCCACGCCACAUCUCACUCAAGGAGUCCACGGGGAAACACACGGGCAUGAAGUACAGGAACCUGGGAAAGUCAGGUCUAAGGGUUUCUUGCCUCGGACUUGGUACAUGGGUGACGUUUGGAGGUCAGAUAACAGAUGAGGUUGCAGAGCAGCUGAUGACCAUUGCCUACGAGAGCGGGGUCAACCUGUUCGACACAGCCGAAGUCUACGCAGGCGGCAGGGCUGAAGUGAUUCUUGGAACCAUUAUCAAGAAGAAGUGCUGGAGGAGAUCCAGCUUGGUCAUCACAACCAAACUUUAUUGGGGAGGAAAAGCAGAGACAGAGCGAGGCCUGUCUAGAAAGCACAUUAUCGAAGGUCUGAAAGGGUCUCUACAAAGGAUGCAAUUGGAGUAUGUUGAUGUUGUUUUUGCCAACCGCCCUGACAGCAACACUCCUAUGGAAGAGAUUGUCCGGGCCAUGACCUAUGUGAUCAACCAAGGAAUGGCAAUGUACUGGGGAACGUCUCGGUGGACGGCCAUGGAGAUCAUGGAGGCGUACUCGGUGGCAAGACAGUUUAAUCUGAUCCCUCCGGUGUGUGAGCAGGCGGAGUACCAUCUCUUCCAGAGGGAGAAAGUGGAAGUGCAACUGCCUGAACUCUAUCACAAGAUAGGAGUUGGAGCGAUGACUUGGUCACCGCUGGCGUGCGGCAUCAUUACAGGGAAAUAUGAGAACGGCAUUCCUGAAUCUUCCAGGGCUUCCAUGAAGUCAUAUCAGUGGCUGAAAGAGAAAAUAGUGAGCGAAGAUGGACGGAAGCAGCAAGCCAAGCUGAAAGAGCUCAACCACAUUGCAGAGAAGCUGGGAUGCACGCUACCUCAACUGGCUGUGGCAUGGUGUUUAAGGAAUGAAGGCGUGAGUUCAGUCCUGUUGGGAACAUCCAACCCCGAGCAGCUCACAGAGAACCUCGGGGCCAUACAGGUCCUUCCUAAGAUGACCUCUCACGUUGUGUCUGAAAUCGACCACAUUCUGGGCAACAGGCCGUACAAUAAGAAGGACUACCGCUCCUAGAUCUUGCUUGUAGGACCAGCAAGAGGUCAAGUUCUCCUACAGACUUGCCAUACCGCUAUCAUGGACCUACUGUGGCCUGCCUCAGACUGGAACAGACCCCGCGUUGCAUGACAUGGUCUGUCUGAGCCGUCCUGCCGGGUUCCGCGAGGCUCAUUCGGGUGCGAACCUGUUCAGUCUCUCUUUGAUGCUUCUAGUUUACCUUAGUCCACGUGGCCUGUUUAGCACCAGUCCUGACACGUGGCGCAGCCUGUUAAGUACAAUAUGUCUAAAGCAGGGGUGGGCAAACAUUUGUGCUCCAGAGCAACAUUAAAAGUUUAAGACUCUCCACACUUCGCUUUGUAGCCACAGGUACAAAAUUAUCGUAUUAUAGUAAAACUAUAUAUGUAUAUCUACUACUGUAUAUACUGAAUUGGUAUUGCGGCGCCCGUCUGGAUCUUGCGUCGUACCUGGAAAUGGAAUUUUGUAGUGAAAGCUCUUGUGAUAUUUUUUGACAGGUGAUAUUAAUUUUUUUUGGCCGUUACAUCUGCGACAUUGCAACUGCCUUCAUCUGAUGGUCGACCACUUAUGAACACUAGCUGCAGAACCAUGCAAACUGCGCGACAGCUCAGUCGCGUUUGUCAGCGUCGCUCAGUGUGUGGUGGGCAAAUGGGCCAGAGGAGGAAAAAUGUGAAUGUAAAAUUAUCUAAAGCAAAACAGUUUAUUUUAAUAAUAAAAUAAUAAUUCAUGCUCAUUGCAAAAUUCUAUUAUUAAUAAUUAAUUAGUGGUAGUGUAGUGACACAGAUGGCGAUUCCCAGUCAGUGCCCCAAUACCCAGCCACUGCUAGUCCCAAGUCUACUUAAAAAUUGCAGGGGUUGUGUCAGGAAGAUCAUCCAGUGUAAAACCUGUGCUAAACAAAUCAUGUGAGUGACUCACUGCGGCGAACCCUGAUGGGAAAAGUUGCAACAUAAUUAAAUCAAUUGUCAUCGAUGAACUAAUUUUUGAAUUUAAAAAAAUGCACAUCCAUCCAUCGUCAACACCGCUUAUCCUGGUUAGGGUCGCAGGGCGCUGGAGCCUAUCCCAGCUGACUUCGGGCGAAAGGCAGACUACACCCUGAACUGGUCACCAGUCAGUCACAGGGCACAUAUAGACACGGACAACCAUUCACACUCACAUUCACACUGUCACUGAGUGGGAACUGAACCCACGCUGCCCGCACCAAAGUCAGGCGAGUGCACCACUACACCAUCAAUGACAAAAAAAUGCACAUGUAAAAUAUAUAUAUAUAUAUAUAUAUUUUUUUUUACUUUUACCAAAUUUGUUUAUUUAAUUUACAAUUAAAUGCAUUGAAAGGACUUUAAAUAAUGAAUUAAGACAUUUUAAUUAACCAAUUUAUUUCCGGGGGGGGGACAGCUAUAUUAAUGGAACAAAUAUUACUAGACUCUUGAUCAUGUAAAUGCUCAGUGGGUUGGACUAAAGAACAGUGAGUUGUAUGUGUCCCACGAGCCAUACUUUGCCCACCCCUGCUCUAGAGCGACCUCAACAUGACGAGCGGCACAUCAGGAGCGUUUCAAGAAAAAGUGCCUUGCUUGAGAGCAACUUGCAGGUCCAGUAGGGGAGCAAGUUAAGCCUCUUCCACGCAGAGACGCCACGAAAGAGCAGCAUUAGAGCCAGAACAGAGGAGCCUGCAUUUCUACACCUUUGCCUUUCACAGAACAGAACUCUGCAAAGCAAAAUAUUGACAUUAUUGUGUGUGCAUUCACAGCAAUUAGGCAUCCAAUCAGGCAAACUUACAGUGGAUAGAAAAUGUCUCCAUACCCGUUCAAGACAAGUUAUUUGUGAUCAUCUUUUGGGGCUGUUUUUCUUCAGCUGGAACUGCAUGGGGCCUUCGUCAAGGUGGAGGGAAUUCUGAAAAGUUCUAAAUACCAGCCAGCGUUAGCACAAAGCCUUCAGGCUUCUGCGAAAAAGUAAAACAAAUAUUUGGGGUUAAUCAGGGGCACUUUACAUGUUGGCAGGUGUGUGCUGACUCCCAUUCAAGUUUGAAUGUGAUUUGUUAUUUCUGAACACAGCCACACCUCAUUAUCUAAGUUGUUUAUUUUUAUUUACCCUCUCAUAAAUAUUUCCUCUUUUUUUUUUUUUUUUUAAUUGAGUUGUAGUCAUAGGUCACAUUAAUGGUAGAAAAAGUUUUGUAAUGAUUUGUCUUCGCCUCAUUUUUAAUAACACAAAAAAUAGCAUUGGAUAAUGGGUGUGUAGUCUUAUUUAUCCAUUGUAUGUGCCUAAAAAGAAACCUUUUUGAACACCAAAAAUUACUUUCAAUACAACACAGGCGAGGCGAGCUCCGAAGGUGGAAUAUUUAUGCCUUUGUGCAUGUAGAGAAGUGACAAGGUCUUUUACAGUCAGUGUGAAAGGGGCUUUCAUUUCAGUGUUACACUUCCCACUUGUUUGCUCCCAAAUGACUCAAACCCACUUAGCUCAUUUCACAUUGGUACAUUUUAGCAAAAGUCAGCAUUGUUUUGGAUGCAACACAUCCAUCAGGAAAAUGGUUGUAAUAGCCUAUGGAACAAUGGAGAUAAAAAAAAUAAAUAAAUAAAAAAAAAUAUAUAUAUAUACAUAUAUAUAUAUAUAUAUAUAUAUAUAUAUAUAUGAUACUUUUACUCCAAAAUACCUAAUUGUGUACUACCUAUUAAGUAGAUUGACAACAACUCUGCUAUGUAAGCCUAAUAUUAACAUAAUAGAUACAAAUUAAUGCAUGCAUGGGUUCUCUGUUGCUUGGGUUCAACAAAGCACACAAUUAAACCGUAUAUUAUCCCCGCCCCUUAAAAAACGGGGUUGGGGGGGCUCGCUCCAGUUCCCCUUGGCCAGAUGGAAAGAUGUCGCUCCCUUGUGGUCAAUCGAGGAAUUGAAGGACAAGAGGGAAAAUAGUGCUGCUCUUUCCUUCCAGGUGCAUUUAUUUUCAUAUAUUUCCCCAUUUUGUUUUCUGCCGAUCAGCGAAUACUGCAUUGCAAAUGGAUGGAACAAACACAGCUAUUCACGUAAUAAUUCUUACUGAUUUCAUGUAAAAUGGCUUACAGGCACAAGUAUUUUGACAUGUUCUAAAAAUAUUCCUUCUGAGGGACUGUAGCGGCAUUUGGAGCCGUAGUUUAAUGGGAUGUACAGUAUUAUAGAAUGCUAGGGUAUGCCUUGUAACAUAACAAAUAUCCGGAAGGCUCGUGCAUUUCAGAACUGUAUAUGGAUUGGUUGAUUUAUGAGUAUGAUGUAAAUAGUUAUUUUUCAAGUUGCAUUGUUGAGUCACUCAUUCUGAAGGACAAGUACAUUUCAUCUUCAACAAUAAACAGCUCAAACCAAGUAUUUGAUUUGCCAGAUUUUGAGGAGAAAUGAUUCACCGACAUGUUCCAACUGACUAAAUGGUCAACUCUGCUCUGGUGGUUGCUCUCGUGGGGAAUAAAGCAUAACAUAAGUCAAA